GAUCCACACUUCCGUUUGGUGCACAGGAAGAGCGGCUUUUUAUGAGAAGAGUGGGAAGAGUGGUGUAGCAAUGCCGAAGUUCUACUGUGACUACUGUGACACCUACCUUACACAUGACUCGCCGUCUGUGAGAAAGACCCACUGUAGCGGGCGAAAGCACAAGGAGAAUGUGAAGGACUACUACCAGAAGUGGAUGGAGGAGCAGGCACAGAGCCUCAUCGACAAGACUACCGCCGCCUUCCAGCAGGGGAAGAUUCCCGCCACACCUUUUCCUGGAGCCCCGCCCCCAGGUGGUGCCAUGCUCCCGCCUCCAAACAUCAGUGGGCCACCACGGCCUGGGAUGCUGCCGGCGCCCCCUAUGGGUGGUCCUCCAAUGAUGCCGAUGAUGGGCCCACCUCCACAUGGCAUGAUGCCCGGGGGCCCAGGCCCUGGUAUGCGACCUCCAAUGGGAGGGCCGAUGCAGAUGAUGCCCGGACCACACAUGAUGCGCCCCCCGGCACGUCCCAUGAUGCUCGCUGUCAGGCCUGGCAUGGCUAGACCCGACAGAUAAGCCCACCGUUUUUCAACAAAUGCCCUUUAUUUUUUGUUCCAGUUCAGAUGUCCCAAGCUAACUCAGAUUCCCCUAAAUGACAUUUGCAGGGUUUUCUCCUUUAGCGGUGUUUUCUAUUUUUGAUUGGCCUAAAACCAUAGAAGCAGUCCGCUCUGAGGGUGGCAGCGACAAACAUUUUCAGUUUCUCCCUUUUUCGAUGUUGAUUUUCUCGGCCUGGUCAUUGUGGCAAACAGUGAUGCAUUUUGCCAAAAUGUACAAUCCAGCUUAUCCAAUUGGGGAUUUACAGAUGGAAUGUAUUUUUUUUAUUUUUUUAAGUCCUUUAUUUUUACCAUUGUGAUCAAAGUCAAGAUGCUACCACAUCAUUUUACUUUAUUUUUAAGAGACGCUGGUUUUUACUAAGUAACAUGUCUUUACAGAAGUGAUAUGGCAGAAUGGAUUUCCCCUGUCAUCCUUUUUUAAGAAAUAAAAUGAGUAUUUCUUUUGUGA
Messenger RNA from Conger conger (European conger), 1036 nucleotides. It is a transcript of the gene snrpc, whose product is annotated as small nuclear ribonucleoprotein polypeptide C. The transcript has 6 exons. Gene Ontology annotation, cellular component: nucleus; U1 snRNP. Gene Ontology annotation, molecular function: zinc ion binding; pre-mRNA 5'-splice site binding. Bases 71 to 550 code for a protein of 159 amino acids. NCBI's taxonomy places the organism in Eukaryota, Metazoa, Chordata, Actinopteri, Anguilliformes, Congridae. The record is from RefSeq and is a predicted model, not a curated record. Gene Ontology annotation, biological process: mRNA 5'-splice site recognition; spliceosomal snRNP assembly; mRNA splicing, via spliceosome.